Brassica oleracea var. oleracea is the source of this 1415-nucleotide messenger RNA. Its product is annotated as traB domain-containing protein-like. The transcript has 9 exons. Bases 76 to 1200 code for a protein of 374 amino acids. The record is from RefSeq and is a predicted model, not a curated record. NCBI's taxonomy places the organism in Eukaryota, Viridiplantae, Streptophyta, Magnoliopsida, Brassicales, Brassicaceae.
CCUUGCCUUAACUAGGAAGCACACUGCGUUGAUCUCAGAGUCCUCCGAAUUACAUCUCUGCCAUCCACCUCCUCGAUGUCGAUGGAACCGACUCAAUCGCCGCCGUCGGAGACGGAAGUUCACUCCAGCGAGGACUUCGUUCACGACGAAGAAGACUCCAAGCCUACCGUCGACAUGUCGUCAAGCGAGAGCAUCGUGAAUGUGGAGAAGGAGGACCUGCUCGACGACGACGAUGCGGUGGUGGAGGAAGCACAGAACGACUCCGAUUCCGUGGUUAGCGGCGGCGAUGCACCAGCAGCUGGUGAUGAUGGAGAUGGUGAGUCCUCACCGGAGGUGGUGGAGCUACUGGAGGAGUUGGUGAAAAGCGGUGCCAUGCUGGCGUGCGAGUCUACUGCGGAUACCGGAUCGUGCUAUGUGUUUUUGAUCGGUACUUCUCAUGUGUCAGAGGAAUCUUGUCGAGUAGUUAAAGCGGUAAUCAGCGGCUUGAAACCUGAGGCUGUCUUCUUGGAGUUGUGUUCAAGCCGAGUGGCUAUGCUCCAACCUCAGACUCUUAAGGUUCCAACCAUGUCGGACAUGAUUGAAAGUUGGAAGCAGAAACAAAACACGUUCGGAAUACUCUAUGGCUGGUUUCUUGCAAAGAUCGCCAGUCAGCUUGAGGUAUUCCCUGGUGCUGAGUUUCGUGUGGCAUAUGAAGAGGCUAUUAAAUAUGGGGGCACUGUGAUACUUGGUGAUCGUCCUAUACAGAUCACUUUAAAAAGAACAUCGGCAAAGAUGCCUCUAUGGCACAAGGUAAAGUUUUUGUACGCCUUCAUGUUUCAAGAUGUCUCCUUGCCAAGCUCUGAAGAAGUCGACAAAACGUCGCAAGAAAUGGAAACUGCCGAUACGAUGACUUCUUUGAUCGAAGAACUGAGCAAGGAGUUUCCAUCUUUCAUGGAAACACUUGUGCAUGAGCGAGACCAGUUCAUGGCAUCCUCUUUACUGAGAGUUGCAAGUGAGCACAACUCGGUUGUGGCAGUUGUCGGCAGAGCGCAUGUUAAUGGAAUCAAGAAGAAUUGGAAGCAACCUGUAUCGAUAGAGGAUCUUAUGGAGAUACCAGGCGAUGGGUCAAUGUUUACAGUGAAGAGGAUAGUAUCAUUAGUGGGGAUUGCAGUUGCAGGGACAGCUAUAGUUACUGGCAUAGUUCUUGCAGGAAGAAGAUGAAGUAGACUGUGAUGAGGGCAGAGUUUUUUCUCUUCAUUCUACUGAGUGAGCCCUACAAAGGAAUAAUACAAACUUUAUACCAUAAUGGUUAUAUUUCACAUAAUAAUUUCUCCUUUUCUGUGGGCCGCUAUUUUUCUUUAAAACAGUCGAAUGUAUCAACAAUGGUUAUGUUUCACAUAAUAACUUCUUUAAUGCUUUUGGAUCUUCUCGUUUGC